AGCAUUUAACAUCUGGCGGAAGAGCAGAAAGAAGGCUCGUCGACCGCUAAUUUAUGUCACACGCUAACGUAUUUAUUUCCUUUACAAGAAACUGCAUCAGAUCAGGUAUAAGAACCUUUCAUAAAAUGGCUGGAAAUGCUAACCAAGAAGGAGGUAAUGGGAGGAGAGGAGCUCUGAUAGUGAUUGAAGGGUGUGACAGGACUGGAAAAACCACGCAGGCAGAAAUGCUGGUUGAAUCAAUAAAGAAAGAAGGCAAGCCUGCAAUAUACAUGAGGUUUCCAGAGAGAGGAACACAUAUUGGAGGUAUCAUCAGUAGUUACUUGUCAUGUGAAAAAGACUUAGAAGACCAUGCCAUACAUCUUCUCUUCUCUGCAAACAGAUGGGAAUUAUUGCCAAAGAUUUUAUCAGAACUGAAAAGUGGAACAUCAAUAAUUGUAGAUCGAUAUGCCUUUUCUGGUGUUGCCUUUUCUGCUGCAAAGAAGGAUAUGAGUUUAGAGUGGUGUAAGAAGAGUGAUGCUGGACUUCCAAGACCAGAUCAGGUGUUGUUUCUUGACUUAAAGCCAGAGGAAGCAAAAAGGCGAGGGCAGUUUGGAGCGGAACGUUAUGAAAAGGAAGAGUUUCAGAAACGCGUCUAUGAAAACUAUCAGUUGCUGAAGGAUGACGUGUGGAAGGUUAUUGACGCAAAUAAGAGUGUUGCAGAUUUACAGGAAGCUUUAAAGACUGAGGCAUUAAAAACCAUAGAAAAUGUUAUGGAACAAAAUGAUGAACUAAAGAAACUUUGGGUCUAAAAGGCAUGAUUGUAAAUAUUCAGCAAUGUCAAUGUUUUUUGUGUAAGACAUUGACCUGAUGAUAAAGGCAUUUAUUAUUAUUACUUUUUUUUCAACUGCAGUUCAUUCACUUCAAUUAUUUUUUUCUUAUAGUCUGUUUAGUUAAUUUGUAUUUUAAAUUAAUAUUGAUUUUAAUUGAAGUUAAAUGAUAUUCAAAAUGUGCUAACCUGUCUAUGUUGACCAGAAACUGUUACUGUGCAGUUUAUGGCACAGCAAGUUUAACCUGAAUACAGACUUUGUUGUGUUUGCACACAUUUAUGAAGUCACAAUUACAUCAUGUACUGACCUGUAAUAUAUAGUUCAUUGCUCUAAUAAUUCCCUUGAUGUAAUCUCAAUUACGUCUCCAACUUCAUCAGGCUUCUACAUCGGUAAUGAUAUGUCUUUGGGGGUGACUUAAAUAUAUAUUGUUAGUAAUACUCUAAUACAAAUUAUACAACUAAACAGGAACUAUAUUAAAGAUUCAUAUACAUAACAGACUUCUACCAGAUGAGUUACAUCUAAGACCUACAAAGCAUUUGAAGGGAUAAAGGUAAUUGUGGCAACCAUGACAAGAAUUCCUGAAUGCCAGAUAUGUGAUUUGCUUUUUGAUGUUAUAUCUUUAUCAGAAUCAUAUAACUGAAGAGAUAUUGAUGAACUGAAAGUUGAGGUACACAAAGAGUAAUUACCUACAGCUCCUGCCAGUUAGUAUUAUUGAUUCUUAGGAUGUAGGCUAAAGCUCUGUUGUGUUUAGUUCCAAAUGAUCUCUACAGAUUUUAACCUGUUGAAUCUGGGUGCCUUGCUCUUUGCACAUGGCCAACCCCCAUCCUCCCUUAUACUACCUUACAACCUUAUUGUCCACCUCCCCAUAACACUACCUCCCUCAACACUACUCCCUCUUCCACAUGCCCCCGUCCUUCUACUACCCCCAUCUCUACAAAAUU
Messenger RNA from Penaeus chinensis, 1747 nucleotides. Its product is annotated as thymidylate kinase-like. NCBI's taxonomy places the organism in Eukaryota, Metazoa, Arthropoda, Malacostraca, Decapoda, Penaeidae. Gene Ontology annotation, biological process: dUDP biosynthetic process; dTDP biosynthetic process; dTTP biosynthetic process. Gene Ontology annotation, molecular function: ATP binding; dTMP kinase activity. Bases 54 to 788 code for a protein of 244 amino acids. The transcript is spliced from 6 exons. Gene Ontology annotation, cellular component: nucleus; cytosol; mitochondrion. The record is from RefSeq and is a predicted model, not a curated record.